CGAGCGGGCUCCGUCCCACCAAAGCCGCGCCCCGGUGGGCUCGGGGCCCGUCCCCGGGGCGGAGGCUCCGCUCCCCCCGCCCCAACGCCGGGAUCGCUCCCGCCCCAUUCCGGCUCCUCUCGCCUGCGGGCCCCGCCGCGGCCUGGGCGCGAUGGCGCGGCCUGAGGGGCCCCCGACGCUGCCCGAGCCCCUGCGGCGGCGGCUCGUCUCCUUCAGCAGCUCCGUGUUCAGCGACAGCCACCGCGCCGCGCUCAGCGACGUCCCCCGCGCCCCCCCAGGCUUCCCGGGCUACCGCGCAGAUUGUGAAAUCCUUUCCAGUUUGCCGCUGCAGAUGUCCCUCUAUUUCAACGUUUAUUUCUUCCCAUUUUGGUGGCUCAUCACAGUUGCCAUCCUCUACCUGAAGUAUCCAGACUUAUCGGAUUAUUACAAGUUCAUCCUGGUCACCAUCAUGAUCCUGGUCUCUCUGACAGAGCUCAUUCGACUCUACCUGGGAUAUGUGGGCAAUCUCCUGGAGAAAGUCCCUGAGCUGGCUGGGUUUUGGCUCCUGACUCUCCUCCCGCAGUUGCCUAUAAUUCUCUUCUUGCUAUUUAAUGAAGGUCUGAAAAUCCACUCUCUGGAGCGAGCCGUCCACAUCAUCUUCGCCGCCUUCCUCUCCUUCCAGGUGGUCGCGGCGUUUUUCACCCUGAAAAGGAUGGUGAACACUCUGGCCACUCGCUUCCGCCUGACCGAGUUCCACCGCCUGGAGGAGCAGCGCCCCGCGCCUGGCCCGUACAGCCUGGCCACCGGGGGCGGCUCCCGGGGCUGCUAGAGCCGCAGUGCCGGCCGAGACCGCGCCCCGAGGGCUCAGCGGGUGACAGAGCCCAGCCCAAUGCGGCCGCACUUCUGUUCACGUUUUGUUGGGCCAUUCUUCGCCUUCUUGCCUCGGAGGUGUCAAAAAAGUAGAUCUUGAGCCAACGUUAAACCUGAGAGGCUGGAGCUCCUUUCUGCAAGGAAAAUCAAAGCCAGUUGCAUAACUGACUUGAGUGGACUGUGGACUGAGUAGAUUUGGAGAGUUUUUACGUGUUACAAAGUUGUGGCAUUUAAAAAAAAAAAAAACAAACAGAAGCCUUUUUCCUCACUGUUUGCACAAAAUUCUUUUGUUUACAAUAAAUCUUUUCU
Molecule: messenger RNA, 1158 nt
Organism: Vidua macroura (Pin-tailed whydah)
Lineage: Eukaryota; Metazoa; Chordata; Aves; Passeriformes; Viduidae
Gene: TMEM17
Product: transmembrane protein 17
Exons: 4
Coding region: 152-808 (218 amino acids)
Biological process (GO): non-motile cilium assembly
Cellular component (GO): ciliary transition zone
Source: RefSeq, a predicted model, not a curated record